AUGGCGACCACAAGGAGUCCUGCCAGCCCCUGUCAGCUGAAGGAGUUUGACAGCGUCCGAGACUCCCUCGCCAACAUCAUCGGCCAGCUCCGAGACAUUGACCCAAGCCACCUUUCCUUCUCGCCGUUCCUGGACCUCGACACGCAGAUUUCAAUGGCGCCUGUCUCGGACAGCCCUGAAUCGUCUCUUGAGGAGCUGCAAUCUACUGAAACAGAGGAGGAAGGAGAAGAAGGAGAGGAGGAAGAAGAGGAAGAAGGAGUGACCUCUCCCAGACCUCUCCCUGGCCAAGCCUUCCCAGAUCCUCUGGGUCAACACAGGCUCCCUCCUCCACAGGCCCCAGAAGAGAGCGACGUGGGGCAGCCCCCCAUGCCUGUGCCCGACACUGCGGCCCCUCGCUUGCCCAAGGAGACGUCCUUUUUGGACUCUGUCCAUGUCAUGCCACGCUGCCCCCUUCCUGAUCCCGAGCAAAGGUCAGAAGGCGACCAAACCGGGACCGUCAUGCUUCAGCUUCCCAGCGAACGCCAGCCCUGGCUGGACACGGGAGACGGCGCCUGCCCGGUUUUGCCCCACGGCUCCUCGGGGGAGCUGACCGCCCGCCUGGGGGGCAGCGGGGGUCGCCAGGCCUGCUCCGGCGAGUGCAUGAAAGCCGUGGCCUCGGCCUUCGUCGCCCUCCUCCUGGCUCCGUGGUUCCUCUAUGGAGGCUACUACUUCCUUCCGCUGCCGGCCCCUGACUGCCCGGAUCUUGCCAGCCGAGUCGCUUUGGCUCUUCGUUGCCUGCCGGUCGCUGGGCUGCCUAUUCUCCUCGGUAAAAGAUGUGUGUUUGGGGUUUGGGGAGCAGCAAACAGAAGGUGCAGACUCUCCGGCCUCGGUCCAGUAUACCUGAAGGAGCGUCUCCACCCCCAUCGUUCUGCCCGGACACUGAGGUCCAACACCGAGGGCCUUCUGGCGGUUCCCUCAUUGAGAGAAGCCAAGUUACAGGGAACCAGGCAGAGGGCCUUCUCGGUGGUGGCGCCCUGCCUGUAGAACGCCCUCCCACCAGAUGUCAAAGAGAACAACAACUACCAGACUUUUAGAAGACAUCUGAAGGCAGCCCUGUUCAGGGAAGCUUUUAAUGUUUGACGUUUUAUCAUGUUUUUAAUAUUCUGUUGGGAGCCGCCCAGAGUGGCUGGGGAGACCCAGCCAGAUGGGUGGGGUAUAAAUAAUAAAUUAUUAUUAUUAUUAUUAUUAUUAUUAUUAUUAUUAUUAUUAUUUCCUAGUUUCCCUAUUUUGCAGGGACAGUCCCAAAUUUACAGAAGCCGCCACGGUUUCUGAUUUGAUCCCAGGGACGUCCCUAUUUUCAUCGGGGAAAUGUUGGAGGGAAAACAAGGCUGCCUUCAGAUAUCUUCUAAAAGUCAGAUAGCUGUUUAUCUCCUUGACACCAUAAUGAGGACAAGGUGGUACUUUUUGCGGAGACCUGUUCCAAGCCCACAGGUGUGCCCUAGAGACAUAAGCUACCAUCUCAGGCUCCAAAACACGUUCUCUCUCAAGGGCCAAACUCCCUCUGGGUUCAUUUGCCAGAGCUGGGUAGCGCAACCUUUCUUUCCGCCUCUCCCUUUCAUCUCCUCCUCUCCUUUUGCCACCCUUUCUCUCGCGUUACAUUCCCCUCCCUUCUCUUUUUGCAGGAUCACAGCACGGCAGAGUUGGAAGGGACCUCCAGGAGUCAUCUAGUCCAACCCCCUGCAAUGCAAGAAUCUCAACACACGGCUCACACACACACACACACACACACACACACCCUACAUCGAAUUUGACCCUGCUUAGCUUUGCAGGUGUGCGGGCGGUUUUAUUGCUGCGCCAGCUUUAGCUCCCUCUUUCGGACCCCCUGCUUUUGAUCACCCCCAUUUCUCUCUCCUUCCGUCACCCCCCACCCCCGUUCUCACUUGCCUUUUGAUAACAAUAAUACAGUGGUACCUCGGGUUAAGUACUUAAUUCGUUCCAGAGGUCCGUUCUUAACCUGAAGCACCACUUUAGCUACUGGAGCCUCCCACUGCCACCACGCGGUUUCUGUCCUCAUCCUGAAGCAAAGUUCUUAACCCGAGGUACUAUUUCUGGGUUAGCGGAGUCUGUAACCUGAAGUGUAUGUAAACCGAGGUACCACUGUAAUUUAUUAUUUAUACCCCACCCAUCUGGCUGGGUCUCCCCAGCCACUCUGGGCGGCUCCCAACAGAAUAUUAAAAACACGAUAAAACGUCAAACAUUAAAAGCUUCCCUAAACAGGGCUGCCUUCAGGUGUCUUCUAAAAGUCAGAUAGCUGUUUAUUUCCUUGCCAUCUAAUGGGAGGGCGUUCCACAGGGUGGGCACCACCACCGAGAAGGCCCUCUGCCUGGUUCCCUGUAACCUCGCUUCUCGCAGGGAGGGAACCGCCAGAAGGCCCUCAGAGCUGGACGUUGGGGGUGGAGACGCUCCUUCAGGGAUACAGGGCCGUUUAGGGCUUUCAAGGUCAGCACCAACACUUUGAAUUGUGCCCAGAAAUGUACACCAGUAAUUCUCUAACCCAAUGGGUCCCAGUGUGGAGCCAGUGUGGUGUAGUGGUUAAGAGCGGCAGUCUCAUAAUCUGGUGAACCGGGUUCGCAUCUCCGCUCCUCCACAUGCAGCUGCUGGGUGACCUUGGGCCAGUCACACUUCUCUGAAGCCUCUCAGCCCCACUCACCUCACAGAGUGUUUGUUGUGGGGGAGGAAGGGAAAGGAGAAUGUUAGCCGCUUUGAGACUCCUUAGGGUAGUGAUAAAGCAGGAUAUCAAAUCCAAACUCUUCUUCAAUGCUUUUGGGGCGGCUGAGAUUCUUGUCUGCCCCAUCACCUUUCCCAUCUUUGUUUCCAUUAAGGCAGAAAGAGAAAACCAGUUCCAGCCACCUGCUGUUAUUUCUGCAAACAGAGGACGGGGUGUUAUUUGCGGGGGUCCAAACGCAGAGAUUUUUUUCCCCAAGCUGAGCAUUCCUGUCUUAAUGGGACGUUUGGAGGAGCGGACAGAACAAUGUGCAAAGUGGGCAGCUUUCAAGACGCGAUUCCUCCGAACGUUGCAAAAAGCAACGUGGGCUAUUUAUCUUGGAGGCUGAAAGUCCCAGGCUGCAGGCAGCUCUGGCCCUACUCAGAGUAGACCCACUGAAAUGAAUGGGCAAGGCUGGUUUGUCAAGGCUGCUGGGAGCUGUCCCCUCUGCUAUGGAGAUGUACCGGUAAUUCUCAGAGUGGUUUAACAAUCGGACCCUCUGUUUCCCCAGGCAAAUUUGGGCAUUAUAGCUCUAUAGGGGGAAUAGAGGGGUCCUGGAAAUUCUCAGCACUGUCACCAAAUCUUCUAUUAAAUUAGUACAGUGGUACCUCGCAAGACGAAUGCCUCGCAAGACAAAAAACUCGCUAGACGAAAGGGUUUUUGGUUUUUUGAGCUGCUUCGCAAGACGAUUUUCCCUAUGGGCUUGCUUCGCAAGACGGAAACGUCUUGCAAGUUUGUUUCCUUUUUCUUAACACCAUUAAUACAGUUGCGACUUGACUUCGAGGAGCAACUCAUAGAACGCGGUGUGGUAGCCUUUUUUGAGGUUUUUAAAGACUUUGGUGAUUUUUGAAACUUUUCCAAAACUUUCCCGACACCGUGCUUCGCAAGACGAAAAAAAACGCAAGACGACAAAACUCGCGGAACGAAUUGAUUUCGUCUUGCGAGGCACCACUGUAGUAGUAGCAGUAGUAGUAAUAAUAAUAAUAAUAAUAGUAUAGUAUAGUAAAUUGAUAUACCGCCUAUAUCUGUAGGUCUCAAGAUGGAUGCAACAUAAAAUCACAAUAUAAAAAGACAAAACUUUUUCAUUUCUUACAUCUAUAUGCCAUCUUCAGCUUCCCAAGAUCUCGAGGUGUUUCCGUGCACUGCUCUGGUUUCGCCAGAAGCGGCUUAGUCCUACUGGCCACAUGACCUGGAAAAACUGCGGACAAACGCCGGCUCCCUCAGCCAGUAACGCGAGAUGAGCACCUCAAACCCAGAGUUGUCCGUGACUGGACCUAGUGAUCAGGGGUCCCUUUACCUUUACCACCUGUAUUUGGGACGCGGGUGGCGCUAUGGGUUAAACCACACAGCCUAGGACUUGCCAUUCAGAAGGUCGGCGGUUCGAAUCCCUGCGACGGGGUGAGCUCCCAUUGCUCACUCCCUGCUCCUACCAACCUAGCAGUUCGAAAACACGUCAAAGUGUAUGUAACCCGAGGUACCACUGUAUAACACGCCGUGAACUUUAAAUCCCAUUUUCAUAACUUCUCCCAAGCUGUAAGUUGUAUAUUGUACCCAAAGUCUCUCACCCAGUGUAUCAUUAUAGUCUGAUAUACAGUGGUGCCUCGCAAGACGAAAAGAAUCCGUUCCGCGAGUCUAUUCGUCUUGCGGUUUUUUCGUCUUGCAAAGCAAGUCCAUUAGCGUCUUAGCAGAUUAGCGCUAUUAGCGGCUUAGCGGAUCAGCUGAUAAGCGGCUUGGGGAAAAGGGGGGGGAGGAAAAAAACCCCGCAGGAACUCGCAAGACAUUCUCGUCUUGCGAAGCAAGCCCAUAGGAAAUUCGUUUUGCGAAGCACCUCCAAAACGGAAAACCCUUUCGUCUAGCGGGUUUUCCGUCUUGCGAGGCAUUCGUCUUGCGGGGCACCACUGUACAGUGGUACCUCGGGUUACAGACGCUUCAGGUUACAUACGCUUCAGGUUACAGACUCCGCUAACCCAGAAAUAGUGCUUCAGGUUAAGAACUUUGCUUCAGGAUGAGAACAGAAAUCGUGCGGCGGCAGCAGGAGGCCCCAUUAGCUAAAAUGGUGCUUCAGGUUAAGAACAGUUUUAGGUUAAGAACGGACCUCCAGAACGAAUUAAGUACUUAACCCGAGGUACCACUGUAUUCCCAUUUCACUCCGAUGCUGCUGAACUGGAAACGGUCUCCGAAAAAAACUGCCCUCCUUUCUCUCCUGGCUGCAGGCAUUGUUCUGAGGGCUUUUUCUGCCUUGUGCCUGGACAACGUCGGCCCGCUGGGCACUCGCUCUCGACCCGUCCUCCUCCACCAGCUUUUUGUCGUGGGCUCCGUGGACCAGCUCUCCGUCUUUGCCCUCAACGUGGUGGUGACGGCGACUUUCCUCCCCCAGGAGCACUUGGGUCUCAUCCCGAUCCUCGUGGGGCUCUUUGCUGUUGGAAGGUGAGGUGCAGGGUCGGGGACUGCGGCCCCCAAGCCAUCUCUGCCUGGCCCUUGGGACCUUUCUCAGGCCAAACCCUCAAAUCUCCAGGCUAGGCAACCUCCGAAAAUCCUGCUCUACACUUUUCGUCGAGGGGUUUUGCCCGACAGGAGCGUACCUCUCAAAGAGAUUGUAGCCUGUCCUCUAAAAACAAAACCCAAGUUCCCAGACCUCAUUGUUCUGGAAGCAGUCCUACCUUUAAGAGCAACACAGGAAUAAUAAUAAUAAUAGUAAUUUGUUAUUUAUACCCCGCCCAUCUGGCUGGGUUUCCCCAGCCACUCUGGGCGGCUUCCAACAGAACACUUCUCGGUGGUGGCGCCCACCCUGUGGAACGCCCUCCCACCAGAUGUCAAAGAGAAAAAUAACUACCAAACUUUAGAAGACAUCUGAAGGCAGCCCUAUUUAGGGAAGCUUUUAAUGUUUAAUAGGUUAUUGUAUUUUAGUGUUUUGUUGGAAGCCGCCCAGAGUGGCUGGGGGGACCCAGCCAGAUGGGCGGGGUAUAAACAAAUUAUUAUUAUUAUUAUUAUUAUUAUUAUUAUUAUUAUUAUUAACAACUGGAAGCCGUGCUGGAUGUUCGGCUUCCGAAAAUCAUUUGAAAACCGGAACAAUCACUUCCGAUUUUCGAUCGUUCUGGAGUUGAAAUGUUCGAGUUCAGAGGCGUUCGGCUUCCAAGGUUCCACUGUAAGCAGCUUUGUUUGAUUUUGCUAAUGGCAACAUGCUGCAUUUAACGAAUGCCACUAAAGGUAAAGGUAAAGGGACCCCUGACCGUUAGGUCCAGUCAUGGCCGACUCUGGGGUUGCAGCGCUCAUCUCGCUUUAGUGGCCAAGGGAGCUGGCAUACAGCUUCCGGGUCAUGUAGCCAGCAGGACAAACCCGCUUCUGGCAAACCAGAGCAGCGCAUGGAAACGCCGUUUACCUUCCCGCCGGAGCGGUACCUAUUUAUCUACUUGCACUUUGUGCUUUCGAACUGCUAGGUGGGCAGGAGCAGGGACUGAGGAAUGGGAGCUCACCCCGUCGCAGGGAUUCGAACCGCCAACCUUCUAAUCGGCAAGUCCUAGGCUCUGUGGUUUAACCCACAGUGCCACCUGCGUCCCUAACGAAUGCCACUAAUUCAGUGCUAUUUUUCUAGAAAAAGAGGUGCUGGAACUCACCAUGAACGCCUCUGUUGUUCUCUUAGAAUAGAGUUCUAGCUGGGGGGGAGCCCUGAAUAGGAACAAACCGGUUCAGUUUAUCGAAGUUCGCCGAUCUGGUUCAGAAAUCUCCGAACUUCUCCUGAAAGGUUCUAGGUGAAUUGAACGUGAACGUUUGUUUGGGGUUAGGAACCUUAAUGACUUCUAGUUAUGUUCAAGUUCAUUCUCUUUCUGUCCCUUUGGAGCAAAGUUUCCCAAACUUGGGUCUCCAGCUCUUUGGGGACUACAAUGUCCAUCAUCCCUAGCUAGCAAGACCGGCUGCCAUGGAUGAUGGGAACUGUAGUCCCCAAACAACUGGAGAACCAAAUUUGGGAAACGCUGAUCAAGAAGGUCUUCUUUGCUCUGCUUCGCUUCACAGGUGCUGCUACUGGGCCUGCCUGCACUUCAGCAGCACAUACCGUGGGUUCGGGUUCGGCCUCUCCUUCUUCCCAACAGUCGCCAUGAGUAUCUACAACCUCUUCUGCCUCUACCACCUGGGCUUGGGGUUCCUGUUUGCCGCCUUGCCCGACGUCCGCAACACAUCCGCUCCGACGCUCGAACUGACUAUGCCCAAGAGAUGA
Molecule: messenger RNA, 6956 nt
Organism: Podarcis lilfordi (Lilford's wall lizard)
Lineage: Eukaryota; Metazoa; Chordata; Lepidosauria; Squamata; Lacertidae
Source: the annotation of a GenBank genome assembly